AUGAAUGAUGAGGUGUCAAAUUUGCUCUACGAAGGGAUUAACCUGAUUUUUGAGAAGUGGACUGUUCUCCGUUUGGCCGUGACGAACAACUGGGGAGGGCCGAGUUCGGAAGAGAAAAAAAAAAAACUAAUUGAAUAUGUUCACAGCUACGUGUUGUCGGCUAGCAGCCCAAAACACAAGCUGUGCGACUACUUGAGAGACGAAAUGAACACCCUGUUCAACGUAGACAUUGAGGAUGACAGUGAUAUCGAAGUCUCCGAUUUGAUAUUGGACCUGUACAGCAACUUGAAAAAGAACAACCUAGACAUUAUAGAAAAAAUUAAGCAGAUAGAGGUAUCCGACCUGACCCAAUGCAAGGAAAACAACUUAGUGGAGGAGGCCUACGAUUCUGGAGAUGCCGAAUCGGGAAGCGAUUUUUCGGAUGAAGAGCAGUCAGAGAGUGACUACUCGGCUGAAGACCAUUCUGAUGGAGAAAAAUAA
Molecule: messenger RNA, 480 nt
Organism: Plasmodium knowlesi strain H
Lineage: Eukaryota; Apicomplexa; Aconoidasida; Haemosporida; Plasmodiidae
Product: pre-rRNA-processing protein TSR2, putative
Exons: 4
Coding region: 1-480 (159 amino acids)
Biological process (GO): maturation of SSU-rRNA from tricistronic rRNA transcript (SSU-rRNA, 5.8S rRNA, LSU-rRNA)
Cellular component (GO): nucleus
Source: RefSeq, a predicted model, not a curated record